Vollenhovia emeryi is the source of this 1035-nucleotide messenger RNA. Its product is annotated as protein FAM32A-like. NCBI's taxonomy places the organism in Eukaryota, Metazoa, Arthropoda, Insecta, Hymenoptera, Formicidae. The record is from RefSeq and is a predicted model, not a curated record. Bases 156 to 500 code for a protein of 114 amino acids. The transcript is spliced from 3 exons. Gene Ontology annotation, cellular component: nucleolus.
ACAACGUGCUAUCUUAUGGCCAGACUCUUAUUAGAGGGGUCUCUAUCUCUAGUAAAAGUUUCCAGGUUGCGCGUUGCAUUAUCUGCAAAGAUCGAGAUAUUUUUUAUUGUGAUUGAUCUUGUAUACGGUUAAUUACGAUUGAUUUGCCUUUCACAAUGCCUGAAACGGACAUUGAAGACGAUCCGUACGCACACGUUGCGAAGGGCGCCCUGAAAUUAAAGAAUGAGCAGACAGUGAGCAAAAAGAAAAAGGACAAAAAGGGAAAGAAGAAGAAGUUGGUAGAAGUAUCGAAGAUUAUCGAAGAAGAGAAGCCUCAAAAGGUGGAGGUAAAGCGGACAAAGGCGGAAUUGGCUUUUCAGAAAAUGCAAGAGAAAAUGCAAACCGAAAGAAUCAAGCAAAAGGCUUCGAAGACUCAUAAACAACGGGUGGAGGAAUUUAAUCGACACCUGGACAGCUUAACUGAACACUUCGACAUACCUAAAGUCAGUUGGACGAAAUAAACUGAGACAUUUGUUAACAAAUUUAUUUAUAUAUGUAUAUAUAUAUUAUAAUAUAAACAAUUAGUCUUACAAGAAGAAUGCAAGAAAUGCUAAAUCUAGUUUAUCGCUUGCGGCGUUCGAGUUUGAAUCUCGCUCGGCCAAUUUUAUUUUAUUUUAUUGUCUGCAAUAUUAUAUUAAACGUGCACGAUACUAUUUACAUGUAAAAUAAAAAGUUAGGUAUAAAAUUAAUAAUAAGAAUUCCUUAUUAUUUACUUAACCUUUGUUACAACAAUUAUUUAUUAUAAAAUUCAGACAUUGCUGUACAAUACAUAAUUUUAAUAUUUCAUCAAUCUCGACCUUUGAAAUUCUAUAAUUGUUUAUAAAAUUAGUCAUCCACCUUGGCGAUGUUACAAAACGAAAAGCACAUUCUUCAUCUUCAUUACGAUAUUGCAAUGUAAUAACCGUACCAUGACUAUGUGUUUUUUAAACACGGAAAAUUUAUUGCAAAAAAUAUUACCACUGAGGCUAAGUGGUCGAAUUGGUGAGACGCCCGCCU